Mytilus californianus (California mussel) is the source of this 4817-nucleotide messenger RNA. Its product is annotated as putative leucine-rich repeat-containing protein DDB_G0290503. Lineage: Eukaryota; Metazoa; Mollusca; Bivalvia; Mytilida; Mytilidae. The transcript is spliced from 2 exons. Bases 727 to 2337 code for a protein of 536 amino acids. The record is from RefSeq and is a predicted model, not a curated record.
UUUAAAGAGACACAAAAAGAUACUUAGCAUAAGAGCACAUUAGUAACCGUGUUGUGAUUUCAUAUUAACCUGAAGUUUGUUGAGGCCUCUGUGUAGUUAAUGUAAAUUGUGUUUUGAGGGAGUGGAAAGAUUUUGUGUAAACUUUGAGAAAUCACUGUAGCUGCAUUAUAAAUGGAUGUACGUUGGUUUGUCUAUUCAUUUCCUUAUAUUGGAACAAUAAAGACAAUUUUUAAAAGCUCGAACUUGAAAAUAUCAAAUUUCACGACGAUGGGGAAACAGGAAUUGACAAAGAUGGUCAGUCAAGAAAUUGUAUAAUAAUUUGUUAUUUGCUAAUAUUUAAACUGAACAAAUAUAAACAAAUAUGAUAUAAUUAUAUGGAAAUGACUAUAAUCAUGAUAGUUUGAUCUUGGGAAAAACAAGGAAAUAUCGGUAAACAAAUCUCAAAUAUUGAUUCGGUCUUUCAAGUACUUGUUGAAUGUUGACACGGGAGAAAAUAGUGGAUAUUAGACGAGACGAUGAUUUAAUGGAUCAAAGAUUGUACAGUUUGUAUGCAUAGUCUGAUUUGGAUUUAAAAUGAUUGUGGCGGUAUUUUUCUUGAUAAUGCAUUCUGAUGUAUAUUUCAAAAUACUUGGAAAUUUGACCAAAAACAAAUGAUUAAAACAUCCAUGAAUUGAUGAGAAAAUUUUUGGAAUUUAAAAAGAAAUAAUUUGAUUUAAAAUUGUGAAUAUGUACCAGCCUAUGUUUCCAAGUCUUACCGGAAAUACGGGACAAAAAGGGGCUCUUACUCUUGGUGCUUCUAAACGGCCUAGUGGGAGAAAGGCCAACAGUAUAAUCAGGAAACGUACGAAAGAAGUUCCGUAUGACUAUGCGGGGAAAUUUCCAAAAGAAAAUGUCGAAAAUAACGAGGUUGGGCAACAGUCACAACACAUGACAUCUGUCAGAGCUGGCCUUCAGAGAGCGUAUCUCGAUGGAUUGGACUUCCUUCGGAACAAGAUUCAGGACUCGGAGAUGGAAGUGCAAAAUCUGCAACAAAGCUUUUAUAGCUCUGAAGAGGCAAAGGGAGACAAUUUAACUCAGAAACAGUUAGACUAUCUAAAACAAGUAAACGACAAGUUGUUAAACGCAAAUAAUGAAUUAAAGCGCAAAAAUAUAAAGUUAGAAAUUAUAGACAGUGAAACAUGCCUUGUUGGUCUUAUCAAUAAACUUAGAGAAGCGAUGGAAUAUGACAAAGGUGAAAUUACGAUGUUAACUGAGUUUUGGGAAAAUCUCCGAAAUACGGUUGAUGGCUUUCGUGCCUUAGUUGAAAAAUUUCAAAAUAGUGUAUUAAAUCGAUUAAAUCAGAGUUGCAUUAGCUACAGCAGUGAUGAUAUUAAUCUAGAAGUUUCAAAUCGUUAUACUUUAGACAUUUCUGAUUAUAUAACGGAAUUAGAACGCGAGUUGACCAAUACGAGACUACUUCUGAAAAGUUUAGAUAGUGGUUUACAUCAGGAUUUAUUUAAGGAUUCCGAAUUUUCAGAGAAAUUACUGGUUGCAUGUGAUUUGAAAGCUUUUCCUAUAUUAAGACUUAUUCCAGAUCUAGAAAACAAAAUCAGCAGUCUAUGUGAUAUUUCUAGAAAAUGGCUAAACAGAGAUGAAGAAUAUAUGUAUGAAGUAAAUGAUUAUAUAAGGAAAACACGAACAAUAACAAAAAGGAGAUCAGAUGUUCUAAAAAAUCAAAAAGAAAAGCAAAAGAAAAUUGAAAAAUCUGUUAAAUCAACUCAAAUUUUAUUGCAAAACAACAGGGAAAAAUUGCAUACAAUAGAAUCAGAACUGAAUCAGUUAGAUGAACAAAUUGCUGGUUACGAGCACGUUAAGAAGAGUAAGCAUGACGAAAAGGAACAAAAAGCCAAUAUGGCGGACUUUUUAAAGCUUACAUUGACACAAACGAAGAAAAAUUACAGUCUCCAAAUCAAGAGGCAGAAAUUAUUAAAGCAAGUUCGCGAGUUAGAGCAAUUGCUCAUAGCUAUUGAGAGGGAGUUGUCAGAUGUUCAAGAUAAAAAGGUUGAAAGAGACCAAGCCAAAUCAUUGCUGACAGAAAAAGUAGAAAAUAGUCAAAAAUCAUAUGGUGCUGCAAGAAACGAAUUUAGUAAAUAUUCGGACGAACUAGAAACACUUGAACAGGAAGUAAAUAUCUUAUCAGGUCAGCUGUUACAACUUGAGAUUAUACAGACAUAUAAAACAAGCCCCGAAAAUUUGGAACAGAUAUUUGACCGACCACAAACUGUUAAACUGGCACCUUCACUGAAGGAGAAAAUUAAGAAUAGAAAGCGGAAGGUCGGAACACAGAAAGUAGACUAACUUCCGUCUCUCCAUGUUUUUUCACUUGUUAAAUUGCACUUUAAUGUAUUCUAUCUCCCAUGACGCAUUUCACUGAGAUAUAGAGUUAAGGAGGAUUAAUAAUCUUUCAAUUGACGUCUUCCAAAUUUUUAUAAUGCUAAAGUAUCAAUCUUGUUAGUUAUACUCAUAAUUCAUGUCAUAUCUCCGAAAUUUUAAAAUUAAAACACUAAAAAAAGUUUUCUCUAAAGGGGUCCUACCUAGGGUUCUGGAUAUAUGAUUACCAGGCCUGUUAAUUUCAUUAUCCGAUUCAACGGUUAUUUUUAAAAGCGUCGAUUAAAGCUCCCUAUUAAAAAGGCGAUUACGUCGAAAAAUAUAUUACCCCAUUCCCUUGGGGUUUUUAAAACAACCACAAACCCCAUAAAAAGAGACGGUACGAAAGGUAAAGGGAAAAGCUGAAUUCAUUUAAAAUUUAACUGACCUACAUUAAACAAAUACAGAAGUUAUUUAAAAGGUAAACAGAGAAUUAUAAUCAUUUCAUAUUUAAUUCAGGAUAGAUUUGUGCUUUUUUAUCUAUUUACUUUUUCAUUUACCUAAAGUGCUGCAUAAAUAAAACUUAUUCUAAAAAUACCGAUAAAUAAAAAGGUAUGUAUGCAUAUGAUGGAUUUUUCAAAAGGUUCUUUUGUCCGACAUUUUGUACAUAUGAAUACAUACAUGACUCUCUUUUUAAACUGAACCAAGGUGAUUUAAAUGGCAAAUCGCCAUGUGUUGUAACUAAAAGCCUUUUGAUACUGUACUCAAAAGCCAAAAUAUUUUUAUUUCAAAUUGAAAUUUUAUCUUUCGGAAAUCUUUAAUUGUGUACUUUGUAUUUAAGUUUAGUUUAUGUUUAAAUACACCUUGCCUCCCUGGAGACGAUGAUAAACGCCAUUAACGGAAAUCUUGGCCGGUAAUCCCCUUCCUUAAACAUGUUAAACAAAUAUCCACAUAUAAAAAGUCAAAUAUAACAAGAAAACAUAAAACUUCAAUGACUGCCGAAUAACAUUCAAGGGUAGACCACGUAAAUUCAUACAGAAAAGUAAGUUCAACCAAACGAUUACUUUGAUAAUGUAUAAUGCUGCAAAAUUACUUCAGUCGCUGAGUCUUCUUCCAUACUUUUGAGCACUACCUUUGAAGUUGAACAGUAGACUGUAAUUUAAAGGCCUGGAGCCCCUCUUUUCGAAAACUUUUUUAAUACAUUAUUGUUCUGAUUAGAAAUGAAACCGUGUAAAUUCAAAUGGAUUAUUAUUCUUUUAAAAAAGGUCUUUAAAAAUAAUUCAUUAUAAAUUUCUUUUCAUAGAAGUCGACUGCUUCAAAACGUCAGACAGGAAUUCUCUUUCAUAUCUUGCAUGCAUAUGUCAUAAAGAAAAAUAGAUAAUUCGUGAUAGAGAAGUUGAUCUUAUUUGCUUUAAUGUAUUGUUAAACAUAUUUUGUAGAUAAGAAAUAAGCAGGUAUGUCACCCUGUGGUUAUAUCGUAAUAUUGAUCAUUAUAUUUUAAUGUUAACAGAUAAACGUCUUGCAAAACAAUAUCUUGUAAUUUUCAUUUUUUUCAAAAUCUAAUGAAAAUGAAAGUGAUUUAAAACUGAAAUUACAGAUUUGUUAAUCAUUAAAUGUGUGAUUCAAUUAUGGUCACAAACAUUAUUUUUACCCCCCACCCCCUCCCCCCAAAACAAUCCUAUUGGAAAGACGUCUUUUCUCAAAUACUUCUGCAUUGAAGACGGUAGAUAGAGUCGAUGGCAGAUGUUUGUUCCAUCUGUUUAGACAAAAUGUCAAGUGACAUGUCUUUUUAUGUAUUAGUGUUAAUCAAAUGUUUUUGAGGUGUUAGAAUAUAAUGAUGUUUUUUCACAUAAGUUGUUAAUACUAAGUAUAUGAAUUCUUAAAAUUAACACCCCAGAUGUUUGACAGAAUAGAGUCAAUAUUUGAUGCUAUAUCUGAUUUUUACAUGCAACAAACAAAAACUCCAUAACAACGAGAUACAGAGAAAAUGACGAUGCACAGACAAUAUUUGGACCUAACCGAAUUAAAAUUAUAAGAUAUGCAAGCAAUAAUCAAAUUUACUCUAUCAGAUAUCUAAUUGACAAUUUUUUGUUGAUCUCAUUUUAGCUUAAUCGGAAAAUAGGCAAAUUGUCAAAAGGUAAAUAUGUUGAUGAAAAAAACAAAUAGUUCAAAUUUAAUCCAAAUAGUUCAAAUUUAAUAGUAUAACAUAUAUCUUAGAAGAGACUAAAUAAUCGUCCGGCAUUUGAUACUAUCUUGGAGUUAAGUACAAUCCCUAAUGUGUAUUGUGACAUAAAAGACUGAAUGGAUGAACUAUGUCUGUUCUAUGUGAUAUGACUGUUGUAGUAAGGCACCCCUAUGACUGUUCUAUGUGAUAUGAUUGCGGUAGUUUAUGAAUUUUGUAUAUGUUUACGUCAUUAUUAUGUGAUUCCGUGUAUGCCAAAAGAUACGCAAAAUAAAUUUGUUAAAAAUUA